This is a messenger RNA of Mizuhopecten yessoensis (Yesso scallop), 4606 nucleotides long. RefSeq names its product matrix metalloproteinase-16-like. Gene Ontology annotation, cellular component: extracellular matrix. The transcript has 11 exons. Bases 361 to 2088 code for a protein of 575 amino acids. The record is from RefSeq and is a predicted model, not a curated record. Lineage: Eukaryota; Metazoa; Mollusca; Bivalvia; Pectinida; Pectinidae. Gene Ontology annotation, biological process: collagen catabolic process; extracellular matrix organization; proteolysis. Gene Ontology annotation, molecular function: zinc ion binding; metalloendopeptidase activity.
CACAGCUCUAUAUGCUAGAGAGCACACAUUGUACAGCAGACGACCGAGUGCAUGACAGUGUGGGAACGCCACCACCAGAUCGUACAGACAGCUCCAAUACAUACCAGUGUCUUUCAACAACAAAGGACGGAGCGCUAGUCGAGACUUAGUCGAAUAUAUUACAACCACAAAACACAUUCAUUGUUAUAGACCUUUUAUCUGGUAUUUCCGAUAAAUAAGAGGAAAGAUAAUAUACACAAUGUAGUCGACCGAUCUGGAUACGUGCUGGAAUUUAUCAAAUAGUCGAUAUCGUUCUAAUUCCGUGUUGAGUGUUGUGUUUUAGUUGGUGAGUGGUACGUACCACUGUUUUGAAUACAUACCAUGGAUAUUAUUUCAUUCGUUGGGAUUGUUACCGUGCUGACAUUACAAUUUGCGUCGUUCUGUCAGGCCAAUAGAGACUAUUCCAGUGGAGAUGUGGAAUAUUUGAUGAAAUAUGGCUACAUUUCCAAGGAAAGUAAACAUAGCGGAUCGUUACGAUCGCAAGAAGUCGUAAGCAAGGGUAUAGCUCAGUUCCAACGAAUGGCCGGUCUACCAGUCACCGGUGUGGUAGAUUCAGAAACCAUACGAAUGAUGAAGUUACCUCGAUGUGGAAACUCAGACGACAUGGGCUAUUCAGACCAAGCAAGAAAGAAGCGAUACGCCUUGCAUGGUAGCAAGUGGUCUAAAUAUGAUAUAACGUAUACGAUAUCAGAAUACAGCAAGAAGAUCUCUAAAACGGACGUAGACUCGGAGAUCAGGAGAGCAUUUGAUGCAUGGGAAGGCGUGACUCCUUUAACAUUUACUUGGAAAAAGUCGGGAACUGUCGAUAUUGACAUAAAAUUUGCCCGGUCAUGGCACGGAGACAAUAACCCAUUCGACGGGAAAGGACAAACGCUAGCACAUGCGUUUUUCCCUCAAUAUGGCGGGGACGCUCAUUUUGAUGAAGAUGAACCUUGGACUAUCAAUGUUUCUGACGGAGUGAAUUUUUUCCAAGUUGCCGUCCAUGAAAUUGGCCAUUCCUUGGGCCUUGCACACUCUGAUGUGUAUUCGGCUCUCAUGGCCCCGUUUUAUAAAGGAUACCAGAAAGAUUUCCGUCUCGGGACCGAUGAUGUCGAGGCUGCUCAGGCUUUGUAUGGUACUCCAAAUAGCCGACCCAACCCUACACAGCAAACCUUUAGACCACCUCCGACACGUCGGCCAUUUACACCUGUGCCUACCACUCGUCCUAAGCCCCGUGUUACCACUCGACCACCUGUGUUUAACAUUCCCGAGAUCUGCAGAAAUCCUACAAUAGACGCUAUCACACGCACAAAGGACGGGUCAACUUACGUUUUUAAAGGAAUAUAUCACUACCGGCUGACCAAGCUCGGAAUAGAAACAGGAUACCCCCGCAAAAUCUCAACCGACUGGAAAGGCGUCACCGGUCCUGUCGAUGCAGCUUUAACAUGGGAAAAUGGAUACACAUAUGUUUUCAAGGGGAAAUACUACUGGAAAUUCGAGAAUAGAAGACUCAUCUAUGGACCUAAGAGAAUAGUGUUUGGGUUCAGAGGUGUUCCGAUUAAUCUUGAUGCGGCGAUGGUUUGGGGCGGUAAUGGCAAGACAUAUUUUUUCAAAGGAGAUCAGUAUUGGAGAUAUUCUGGACGAAAGAUUGAUUAUGGAUACCCUCGUGCUAUUGUAAAAUGGAGAGGUCUUCCGAGUACAAUACAGGGAGCGUUUAAAUGGGAAAAUGGCAAAACCUAUUUCUUCACCGGCAAAAAUUACUACAGAUACAACGACCAAUUGUUUUCGGUCGACGCCACAUAUCCACGACCAAUCGCCACCUGGUGGUUAGGGUGUCCACAGCAGGGGAAGAUAACUGAUGUUAAGAACCCGUAUAGUCAAGAUCAAAGUGUUCAUACUGAAAAGAACAACAAAGAUCAACAGUGGAUAACAAUAGAGGAUGAUGAUGACAGUCAUGACCAAAAACGUGAUGGUAAAAUAUUAGAUCAUAACAGUGCUACUCUAGUAAAUUUGAAUCCAAUAAGUAUAUUAACAGCCGUACUAGUGACAGUAUUAAGCGUGGUUUUAUGAAAUUAAUUUCGAAAUCGACAAAUAUUUUACGUUUUACCUCGUCUUGACAAUCACAAAGACCUCUGCAAGAUAAGUCCUGACCAGGUCUCCUCCAAGACCGGGCGUGCUCCACGUGCACGAUCAUUCCCAGGCUGGCGGGCCGUACAAAGCCUAGUACCGAUCCGCAGAAGAAGGAUAUCAGCUAAGAAAUUAAAGGAAAAUGGGAAUAGAUUCUAUCAAAUAGAGGUCUUAGCUGACAGUACGUCCUCCAUUGGGAUUGGUUUGUAUACUGGCAUAUGUAAAUGCAACCUCUGAAUGAGUAAAAGGUGAUGUCUCUUACAAGUCUACGGAUUUGUCAAAGAGGGGAUGCAGGUCGUCUCAACCGAAGGUGGUUUUGUUACAAUAUCGACAGGGUUUCAUUACGGUAGAAAGUAGAACAAGUGUGAGGAUUUGAGACAAUGUGCCAUACAUACUUUCCACUGUCAUACUAUAAAAAAAAACACUUUUCUGUCAGAAACCUUAUAAACUCUCUUCUACAAAAUAUUUAGAUAAAGACCAAAUCGAUGAAAGGAUGUGAUUUAUCGUAAGUAAUUGAAUACUAUCAUUUACAAUAACACAUUACGGAUAGGUUAAUGCAUGACCUAUUUGUUAUGGUAUACAUAUUGUUGUUUAAACGUAUCUCCUCUAUAGUAACCAAAAGCUAGAUUUGCUGAUAUCAGAACAAGAGGAAGAAAGAAAGAAACCCCAGGUUACAGUUGUGUAUUCGUGAGUUGUCCUGUCUGGUAUGUCUUACAUGUACUAAAUUAUUAAACGUCCUCAUUGAAAACCUUUGAUUGGGUCGGUUUCACGACCUUUGUAUACGAAAAUGACUGUAAGUGCUUUCCAUCGAUAAAAUAUCUGUCAAAAACGCUUAAAUGCUACAGUUAAAAAAUGGAUUCCAGUAUAAAACCAAUGAUUUUUUUUCUUUGUAUCCUACUAGUGUAUUUGUAGAUUUGUAGAUUUUCAAUAUAAAUCAUACCACAGAUAUGGUAAUGAUGGUACAACGACGAUACAAAAGUAAUGGUUGAAUGAAUGUGUGUGACACUUGAUAUACUUCAAUUUGAUCGAUUGGUAUGUAUCUGCUUAUCAUUUUUUUUUUUUUUUUUUUUUUUUUUUNAUGAAGCAAGUUAGAUUUUAGUAACAAAGUGUUAAAUCGUUUAGGUUAAACUUUUUUUUCAAGUAUUUCAAUAAUAUAUAUAUAUAUAUAUAUGUGUGUCCAUGUCAAUAUAGAAAAGAUAAGAUUUAACGACCGACUAAAAAACUAGUCCGUCGUUAGAUUUUUUUUUAUAUCUAUAACAAGACAAUAUGGCACAAAAUAAGAAAUAGAAACUAGUGUCUUAGACACUUACAUAAAUCUAUCACCUUAUCUUCAUCGUUUUUGCGUAUAACAAAAUAUCCUUAUUGGGUAUACAUCUCACACAGCUGAAAUUUCUCUGUUAUAAUUCUAUAUGUUGAUUUAGAAAAUGUAACAAGGACAACUGAGUACUCAAGGUAUUGGAGCUUCGUUCCAAGGGUAGAGCUGUAGAACUAAAACAAUACAUUAAGAGACCCAUUUAUAUCAAAGCUAACACGGGUCAACAGUAUAACGUUUCAUAAAUUGUUGUAAAAUAAAAAGAGAAAGCUUUAGAAGGUCUAUAUCAAGUCCUUUGUUAAUUAGAUGUGAUGGUUGUUAUAUUAUGUACAUCUGAUAGAUUGUACCAAUAUUUGCAGAAUUCCCUGAAAAGUAAAGGGAUAAAAGAUGCAUUCCCAGUAUCAAUGUAUCCACGAAUAUGUCCCACACUUAAUUUCAACUUCAUCUCCCUCUGACGUUAUAUCAUGUCGUGGUGAUCUUCCUCAGACGUUAUAUCAUGUCGUGGUGAUCUGCAACAGACGUUAUAUCAUGUCGUGGUGAUCUGCAACAGACGUUAUUUCUCGUAUAUUAAAUAUUUCCUUUCGAUAUUGUUAGCAUAUGAUGGCUUUGAAAUGUUAUGCCUUAGAGACAAAUGUUGCUGACACCUGUUUGGUCAUACAUUCAUGUUAUUAUGAGUGAGCUGAACAAUAUAAGGUGUAUAUUUAUAACGUCAGGGUACAGGAACUCGUAGGAAAGGAAUAUUAAUGACUUGGUCUCACACACCUAAGUUAUUAUACAUUACACAUUUAAAAAAAACUUAAUUGCACAUAUAAACCAAGGGUGUGAGAAUGAAUUAGAAGAUAGAAAUUAUAUUCAGAAAAAGAGAAAAUGGGGAAAAAGGAGCGAAAGAAGGAAAAAAGAGGGUGAAUUUUAUCUAAGAAAAGAGAGAGUGGUAUUGCUAAGCACUACACACACUAAAUAGAUCGUGAACUAUCAGACCAUUAUAUGCUUACGCUGAACGUUAAAACUAAUAUAAUAAUAUAUAUACAUUAAAGUAAAAUCUGCUGCACUUCCAACAUUGUUUGGUAAUAUUACCAUAUAAUUUAAUCUUGCUUGUAACAGGCAUUUCCAUUGGCUUAAAAAUUUAUGUUAUCAUCCCAUAACGUAAAA